This is a messenger RNA of Pieris napi, 2401 nucleotides long. Its product is annotated as probable cytochrome P450 6a13. Gene Ontology annotation, molecular function: monooxygenase activity; iron ion binding; oxidoreductase activity, acting on paired donors, with incorporation or reduction of molecular oxygen. Bases 295 to 1833 code for a protein of 512 amino acids. Lineage: Eukaryota; Metazoa; Arthropoda; Insecta; Lepidoptera; Pieridae. The transcript is spliced from 5 exons. The record is from RefSeq and is a predicted model, not a curated record.
AAAAUUUGCGAAGGGAACGGAAAUAAUAACAAUUAAAAAUCAUAAUCAAAAAAAGCUUUUACGAUAACCAUAGUCUGUUUUUACGAGUUAUUAAAGGGUUUUUAAAAAUUUAUCAGCCAGAACUUCAAUCAUCACCGUAGCAUAAAAUAAACUAUAUAUAAAUGUUGCAAAUUAUGCGAAUGUAUAAUAACUUUUGGCCUGCAGUGGGCGCAGUAGAUGCGAAACCUUGGCGUUUGGAUUUAAAACAACAUUUCUGUUGUAAUUCCACUAUAAAACGCGAGUGCUCAUACCAAAAUGGCUGUUUUACAGAUCGCGUUUUCAUUUAUUCACGAAUUAUUUGUAGUGGGAUUCGUUGGUUUCCUUUUAAUUUAUGUGUGGUUCAAAUAUAAGUAUACGUACUGGACGAGAAAAGGGGUGACGGGGCCAAAGCCCUCUUUUCCUUUCGGAAAUUUCAAUGGAGUUAUCAGAAGAAAGAAACAGUUCUUUCAACCGUUUUGUGACGCCUAUUUUGAAUAUAAAAAGUUGCCGUAUGUGGGCCUUUAUUCGUUUAAUGUGCCAGUUCUCAGUAUCAACGAUCCUGAUUUGGUGAAGCAAAUUCUUGUGAAAGACUUUGAUAGUUUUCUGUCACAUGGAAUGUCUCCUAAGCCAAACGAUGGAGAUCCCCUAGGAGGACAUUUGUUUAAUCUCUAUGGAUCACAGUGGAAAGCGCUGCGAGCAAAGCUGUCACCGAUGUUUACGACAGGCAAAUUGAAGACGUUCUUCCCAUUAAUCAACAAAGUAGCAGGAGAGGCAUUGGAGUACAGUGAUGUGAUAUAUGAAAAAGGAUUAUCAUUAAAUUUUUCCGAAUUUUAUGCAAAGUACUCUAUGGAAAUCAUCGGCAGUAUCGGUUUUGGAAUUGAAAACGAUGGAUUCAAAAAGGAAACUGAGUUUUUUAAAUUUGGACAUGAAUACUUUCAGCCAAGCUCAGUUUAUUGGACUCUUACACGAGCUAUUUCCUAUUUUACGCCUGGCAUUUUGGAAAAACUACAGCUUAACAGAACCAAUCCAGAAAUCAAUCAGUUCUUUUACGAUCUUGUAAGAGAUACAGUUAAUUAUCGGGAGAAUAAUAAGUACAGCCGCAAUGAUUUCAUACAGGCGCUUAUUGAUUUACAAAAGAGCGAAAAAGCAAGUGAAAAUAAGGGAUUUAAGUUUACGUUUACUGAUGUCGCGGCAAACGCGAUGUUGUACAUGUUCGCUGGCUACGAUACAUCAGCGACAACGGGAAUGUUUAUGGCCUACGAAUUGGCGCGUAAUCCCGAAAUUCAGACCAAAGUUAGGGAAGAAAUAAAGUGUGUCCUCGCGAAAUACAACGGAGAAAUCACAUUCGAAGCGCAAAAUGACCUUACUUAUAUGAAUAUGGUUAUUGAUGAAACAUUGCGAAAGUAUCCGCCACUACGUGCAUUGUUCCGAAGGUGCAACAAAGACUUCAAAAUGCCCGACAGCGAUUUAGUUAUAGAAAAUGGGACUCUAGUAUUCAUACCAAUACAGGCGAUACAUAUGGACCCAGAUAUUUUUGAGGAUCCGGAGAGAUUUAACCCAGAACGAUUUACUCCUGAAAGAAAAGCUAAAAUGCAUCCGUGUCAUUGGAUGCCGUUUGGAGAAGGCCCUCGCAAAUGCCUAGGAUUACGCCAAGGGUACAUUCAAACUAAGGUUGGUCUAAUAAAGCUAUUGACUAACUAUGAAUUAUGUUUGGACAAAAGAACUAUAACUCCUAUAGAAGUUAAAGUAGCUUCCAUGUCUACAGCAGCCAAAGGAGAUAUUUGGAUUAAGUUAAGAAAAUUAGAAAACUGUUAAAUAGCCAAAGCAUAGUAUUUAUAUAAAACUAAUUUAAUUACAUUGGACUGUUAUAUUUGUUUUGCAUUUAAUAAACUUUAGAAUAAUAAAGCACCAGUGGUCUCGCGAUAUUAACCCAUGCGCUGACUGACGGAUUGUAUGUUAACAUAUCAGUUGUGAUUUCUCUAAGUCGAAUAUAUAUUACCUUACCUCGUAAAAAGUACAAAUGGUAUUUUUGUUAUAGAAAUUGCUUUAACGAUGACUAGAAUACAGAUAUUCAAACAUCAGAAUUUAUAGAUAUCGUUUUUCAAUGUUAUAUCAUAUUAUAAUAUUUGAAACAACAAUAUAUCUUUUUAAUGUUUAUAAUAAAAUUAUCUGUGGCCUAUCCAUAGAGAACUCUGUUUGCGGUUUUUUUAAUUUCUAAACGAGUGAGAAGUAAAUAAAGUUUAGGUUUAAGAUGAUGUUUUAUUUCAAUAUUAGAUAAGUUUAAAAAACGUGUUUGAGGCCUUUAGGCAUUGCAAUCAGCGCUUACAGCUACUUACAAAUCGAUACUUACACUUAAUUGCUUUAUUAUCUAGCACAUAGUGAU